Molecule: messenger RNA, 2115 nt
Organism: Acomys russatus (golden spiny mouse)
Lineage: Eukaryota; Metazoa; Chordata; Mammalia; Rodentia; Muridae
Product: zinc finger protein 878-like
Exons: 4
Coding region: 249-2042 (597 amino acids)
Biological process (GO): regulation of transcription by RNA polymerase II
Molecular function (GO): RNA polymerase II cis-regulatory region sequence-specific DNA binding; DNA-binding transcription factor activity
Source: RefSeq, a predicted model, not a curated record
GGACGUCGACCCAGCUUACUCAUGAAAUAAAAAGGCGGGUCCAGCAGCUUUCGCCAAUCAGGGUCGCUGUUGCUUCCUUGCUGGAACUCUCAAAUGAGGAACACGAAUGUUCUGAGGUUUCCGCCCCUGGCUCCAUUUUUGAAUCCCGUGCAGCUUUUGUGAGGUGUGUGACAGCUGCUUUCCCUCAGUGUCACCUAUUUUGCCGGCAGGCCCCUUCAGAGGACCUCUGCACGCGUCCGAAGCUGGAAAUGGAGCCUGUGACCUUUGAGGAUGUGGCUGUGAACUUUACCUCAGGAGAGUGGACUUUAUUGGAUUCCAGUCAAAAGAAGCUCUACAGAGAUGUGAUGAAAGAGACCUUUUUUAACCUGAUCUCCAUAGAGAAAACACAAGAAGAAAAUGUUGAAGAGGAUUACCAAAACCUCGGGAGCAGUCUGGGAACUCAGGUGGUUGAGAGGGAUGGUGAAUAUGAACACGACAGUCAGUGUGAAAAAGCCCAGCCACAGAUUCCAGAGUGUACUUUUAAUGAGGACAUGCCUCCUGCUGCAUAUGAAAGCGGCUUGAGUGUAAGAAACAUCAUUGGUAACUCAUCCUCAGAUGUGCCCCUCAGUGAUCCAACCGAAGAGAAGCCAUUUGAGUGUAAGGAAGCUGUGGCGAAGGCUUUUAAACAUGAGACAUGUUGGGGGGAAGAUAUGGGUCAUUCUCAAUCAUUUCAGGUGCAUGAAAGUACUGGAGAGACAUCAUGUGAAAAUCAGCAAUGUCGUGCAGCUCCUGGGAGCCUUAAACACAACGAAGCCACCAUGAUGAACUCUACAUAUGGCCAGAGAGACGAAGGAAUCCAUACGGAAGUAAAGCCAUUUGUGUGUAAACAGUGUGGAGAAGCCUUUGUUAAUUCCACCCACCUUAUCAGUCACGAACGGAUCCAUAUUGUGGAGAAGUGUUAUAUUUGCAAACAGUGUGGAAAAACAUUUAGAUAUUUGUCAUGCUUUCAAAAACAUGAAAGAAUUCACAGUGGAGAGAGGCCUUAUGUGUGUGAGCAAUGUGGGAAAGGGUUUAUUCAGUUGAAAUACCUUCUCAUGCACCAAAGAAAUCACAUUGGAGAGAACUCUUAUGAGUGUAAACACUGUGGGAAAGUCUUCACUAUUUCCAGUGCCCAUGGUGUUCAUGAAAAAACCCAUGGCGAAGAGAAGCCGUAUUCAUGUACGCACUGUGGAAAAGCUUUCACUAGUCCCAGUGACUAUAAUAGUUGUGAACGAAUUCACACUGGAGAGAAUCCCUUUGUAUGUAAAAAAUGUGGGAAAGCGUUCAAACGUUUGGGUCAUUUUAUGAAUCAUGAAAGAAUCCACACUGGAGAGAAGCCUUAUGCAUGUAAACAUUGUGGGAAAGCCUUCACCAGCUCCAGUGACCGUAACAGUCAUGAAAGAAUCCACACUGGAGAGAAACCCUUUGUAUGUAAAACAUGUGGGAAAGCCUUCAGCCGUUCUGACUAUCUUAUCAACCAUAGACGGAUUCACACUGGAGAGAAGCCGUAUACAUGUAAGUAUUGUGGGAAAGCCUUUGCCACUUCCAGUGACAGGAACAGUCAUGAAAGAAUUCACACCGGUGAAAGAUCCUUCCUAUGUAAAAAGUGUGGCAAAGUAUUCAUUCUUUCCGGUGACCUAAUCAAGCAUGAAAGAAUUCACACUGGAGAGAAGCCAUAUGCAUGCAAACAUUGUGGAAAAGCCUUCACCACUUCAAGUGCCCGUAACAGUCAUGAAAGAAUUCACACGGGAGAAAAGCCUUACACAUGUAAGCACUGCACAAAAACUUUCACCACUUCCAGUACCCGUAAUAGUCAUGAAAAAACUCACACUGCAGAAAAGCAUUUUACGUGUAACCUUUGUGGAAAAACCUUCAACAGCCAGAGUUCCUAUUACACUCAUAAAAAAAUCCACUCUAUGAAAGAGAAACUUUAUGUAUGCAAACACUGUGGGAAAGAAUUUACUUAUUGUGGUAAUUUCCUCAAGCAUGAAAGAAUUCACGGUAUAGAAACCUUGUCUAUGUGAGCAGUAUGUGAAAGCAUUUCUGUGUCCCAUGUCAUUAGAAACUCCUCUAAAGUCUCAUAGUGAAAGAACUCAU